ACACCACUGACACCCCCAGACCUGUGUCCUCAAGUGGAUACCACGUCCACCGCCACCCCUCUGUCCAAGUAUACCACGUCCACUGCCACCCCUCUGGUCCAAGUAUAUCACCCACGUCCACCGUCACCCCUCUGUCCAAGUAUACCACGUCCACCGCCACCCCUCUGUCCAAGUAUACACGUCCACCGCCACCCCUCUGUCCAAGUAUACCACGUCCACAGCCACCCCUCUGUCCAAGUAUACCACGUCCACCACCACCCCUCUGUCCAAGUAUACCACAUCCACCACCACCCCUCUGUCCAAGUAUACCACAUCCACCCCACCCCUCUGUCCAAGUAUACCACAUCCACUGCCACCCUCUGUCCAAGUAUACCACGUCCACCUCCACCCCUCUGUCCAAGUAUAACCACGUCCACUUCCACCCCUCUGUCCAAUACCUACCGUGUCCACCUCACCCCUCUGUCCAAGUAUACCCCGUGUCCACCUCCACCCCCAAACUGUCCAAGUAUACCACGUCCACCUCCACCCCUCUGUCCAAGUAUACCACGUCCACCUCCACCCCUCUGUCCAAGUAUACCACAUCCACCGCCACCCCCUCUGUCCAUGUAUAACCACGUCCACCUCCACCCCUCUGUCCAAGUAUACCACGUCCACCGCCACCCCUCUGUCCAAGUAUAUACCGCGUCCACCUCCACCCCUCUGUCCAAGUAUACCCGCGUCCACCGCCACCCUCUGUCCAAGUAUACCAUGUCCACCGCCACCCCUGUGUCCAAGUAUACCACAUCCACCGCCACCCCUCUGUCCAAGGAUUUGCUCACCUCCAAUCUAACCUGUUUCAUGAUGGUUUAAUCCCAGCUCACCUCUACAUGUUGUCUACAGUAAACAUUUAAGCUUCCACUGAUUACAGAAUACUAAUACUGAGAGUCCUGACCCUUAUAACUAUAUAAC
Staurois parvus is the source of this 948-nucleotide messenger RNA. The record is from the annotation of a GenBank genome assembly. NCBI's taxonomy places the organism in Eukaryota, Metazoa, Chordata, Amphibia, Anura, Ranidae.